Zygosaccharomyces rouxii is the source of this 1086-nucleotide messenger RNA. RefSeq names its product isocitrate dehydrogenase (NAD(+)) IDH1 (gene IDH1). Gene Ontology annotation, biological process: isocitrate metabolic process; tricarboxylic acid cycle. The record is from RefSeq and is a predicted model, not a curated record. Gene Ontology annotation, cellular component: mitochondrion. Bases 1 to 1086 code for a protein of 361 amino acids. Gene Ontology annotation, molecular function: isocitrate dehydrogenase (NAD+) activity; NAD binding; magnesium ion binding. The transcript has a single exon. NCBI's taxonomy places the organism in Eukaryota, Fungi, Ascomycota, Saccharomycetes, Saccharomycetales, Saccharomycetaceae.
AUGUUUAGACAUAGUUUGACCAAGAGAACUCUAGCUACUGUAGCCACGACCGAAAAAAUGUUGCCAAAGAAGUAUGGUGGUCGUUACACUGUUACUUUGAUUCCAGGUGAUGGUGUUGGUAAGGAAGUUACCGACUCCGUUGUCUCCAUCUUUAAAGCUGAAAAUGUUCCAGUAGACUGGGAUAGAGUGGACAUUUCCGGUGUUGACAGAGCUGAAGACGUUAAAUCUGCUGUUGAAUCCUUGAAGAGAAACAGAAUUGGUCUUAAGGGUAUCUGGCAUACCUCUCCAGCUGAUCAAGCUGGUCACGGUUCCUUGAACGUUGCUUUGAGGAAAGAACUUGACAUCUACGCCAAUGUUGCGCGUUUCAAGUCUAUUCCAGGUGUUCAAGUUAAAAUCCCAGACGUGGACUUGGUUGUCAUCAGAGAAAACACUGAAGGUGAAUUCUCUGGUUUGGAACACGAAUCCGUUCCAGGUGUUGUCGAAUCUCUAAAGAUCAUGACUCAAGAUAACAUUGAAAGAAUCGCCAGAUUUGCAUUCGAUUACGCCAAGAAGAAUGACAGAAAGCAAGUGGUUGCUGUUCACAAGGCCAACAUUAUGAAGAUGGGUGAUGGUCUUUUCAAGAACCUAGUCCAAGAAGUUGGUGAAAAGGAAUACCCAGAAUUACAAGUUGGUAACAUUAUCGUCGACAAUGCAUCAAUGCAAACUGUUGCUAAUCCACAUCAAUUUGACGUUUUGGUUACUCCAUCUAUGUACGGUACAAUCUUGGGUAACAUCGGUGCCGCUUUAAUUGGUGGUCCAGGUCUAGUGGCAGGUGCCAACUAUGGUAGAGAUGUUGCAUUGUUUGAACCUGGUUCUAGACACGUCGGUCUAGAUAUCAAGGGUCAAAAUGUUGCAAACCCAACUGCUAUGAUCUUGUCAUCUGUUCUAUUGCUAAACCAUUUGGGUCUAAACACUUCUGCUGAUAGAAUCUCGAAGGCAGUUCACGCAGUUAUCGCUGAAGGUAAAUCAGUUACCAGGGAUAUCGGUGGUACUGCUUCUACUACCGAAUUCACAGAAGCUGUUAUCAACAAAUUGGCUACUUUGUGA